AUGGCCCGCAGCCCUCCGCGCCUUUGUCCGCGCGGCCUCCCCAGGCCGCUGCGAGCCCCUCGGGUCCCCGCGGCGCGCGCUCCCGGCCGGUCCCCGCCGCCUCGGGCCUCGGAGGCGCGCGGCGUCCCCUCCCUCCGCCCGCCCGCGCGCGCGCGGCCCCUUCCUCUGCCUCGGGCUGCGCCGCGACCGUCUGCCGUGACGCGCGCCCCCUCCUCCCGACCCAUCCCGCCGCCGCUCCAGCAGGAGAGUGUCCCAGUGUCCAGCUACCAGCAGGCAGGAACUCCUGCCGACCUGAAGAGGGAGAUUGCAAGGCUGGGGAUCAACAUGCUUUUGAAGAUGAUAUUUGUGGAUAACUUUGUGCAUGGAGACCUUCACCCUGGGAACAUCCUGGUCCAGGGUGCUGAUGGAUUGUCCCCAAGCCUGGAGACGCAACAGCAGCAGGUGAACGUCCGUGACACACUGGUGGCUACCCUAGCGCCUGCCCUGUGCCCACUGCGUCUGGUCUUGUUGGAUGCUGGCAUUGUGGCAGAGUUGCAGGCUUCAGACCUGAGGAAUUUCCGGGCAGUCUUCUUGGCUGUAGUUCUGGGGCAGGGCCACAGAGUAGCUGAACUCAUCCUGCAUCAUGCCCGGGCCAAUGAGUGCAAGGAUGUGGAAAGGUUCAAGGCUGAGAUGGCUACACUGGUGACCCAGGCCCGGGAGAACACCAUGACACUGGAAAAGCUUCAUGUCUCCAGCCUCCUGUCCAGUGUUUUUAAGCUGCUGAUGAUCCAUAAGGUAAAGCUCGAGAGCAACUUUGCCUCCAUUGUGUUCGCCAUCAUGGUGCUGGAGGGGCUUGGCCGCUCGCUGGACCCCAAGCUGGACAUCCUGGAGGCAGCAAAGCCCUUCCUGCUCAGAGGAGGAGGGUUCCUGUGACUGUGGCAGUGAGCACACAGUGAAGGCAGAUCCUGACGGUCUGUCCUGUGGCAGCUGAGACAUCUAAAAUUGGGAUGUGUGGCAGAAAUGUUACUAAUUACCCGGUGACCUAGCUUCACGGUCUGUUUGAAAAAUUUGGGGUUAUUUAGGGUACAAAGGAGGGAGCUGAAACUGGUGCCAGAGACACCAUUUCAGGAAAAGACCCUGCAGAAGAAGACAAAUACAUUGACUUAUUUUGUU
Molecule: messenger RNA, 1152 nt
Organism: Peromyscus eremicus (cactus mouse)
Lineage: Eukaryota; Metazoa; Chordata; Mammalia; Rodentia; Cricetidae
Gene: Adck2
Product: aarF domain containing kinase 2
Exons: 7
Coding region: 1-912 (303 amino acids)
Cellular component (GO): mitochondrion
Source: RefSeq, a predicted model, not a curated record